Messenger RNA from Bactrocera oleae (olive fruit fly), 9521 nucleotides. NCBI's taxonomy places the organism in Eukaryota, Metazoa, Arthropoda, Insecta, Diptera, Tephritidae. The record is from RefSeq and is a predicted model, not a curated record.
GUGCGGCGUGAUGAGAAGAAUGAGCGUGUAAAUAUAAGAAAUUCGUGUUCGUCAUACAUGUGCGAUGGUUUUUAAAAUUUUUAAAAAACAUGAUGUUGCUAUGAACAUGUUUUAUGGUGUAAACGCUUGCAUCAUGCACGCAGUAUAUUUUUUCAGUCGUAAGCAAACAUUGAAGCGUAAUGACUUCACGGAUAAACGAAGAACUGUGGAAGGACUUCUUUGAAAUUCAUCUAAGCGUUCUGGAUGGCUGGAUUAUAAGUUUUUAAAAAAAUCAUAUAACAUAAAAAAACAUAUAAAUAAAAAAAAAUUAUAACAAAGAAACAAUACACAUAUAAUAAAAUAUCAUGGUUUUUUGAUGAACGUUGUAAAUUAAAUUAGCAAAUAAAAUUUAGUUUCGCACUGCUUUGGUUAGCUAUUUUUAGCGGGUUUAUUUCUGGCAUCCCGCCUUUUUUGACAUCAGCUGUUCGAAAUUCCCUGAUUUUAAUAAUCAGGGAAAGAGAAUAACAAAAAAAUCAGCGAAUAUGAGAGAGUCUCGCUUCAUGUCAUCCUUGUCAUUUCAUCCUUGAUGUUGCUUCGUUCACAAAUAACAGAGAAAUAAAGUAUGAUUGAAACAUACCAGAGCUUAACUGACAAAUGGUUGCUAACGAGCUAUUGAGAAAACCAUUUUUCAAUAUGUUACCGAUAAAGAUCUGGUUAAGCGCUUCUCCAUAUUGAGAAAACGGACCUAAAUAAGAAAACGAAAAGUUUGAACAUUUUUGAAAGCUUGCACAAAUUUUGUUGUGCAAACCAUAAUCUGGUAACGUCACUUGUGCUUUAAAGAGAAUAAAGCUUUUAUAUCAGCUGUUACUUUCGUUAUUCACUGAAUUUUAAAGAAGCGCGAGUGCUACAAGAAAAUUUGGAAAUUUAAAAAAACUGUGUAAUUGUGUUGGUGGCCAUUUGCCAUAGUAUUAUAAAAUAAAUAUGUCCUCUCAACUGCAACAAAUAGCAGCGUUAUGUCCAGAACUACGUUCUGAUAAAACACCGACUAGAAACAAAGCUAUGGAACGCCUGGAGACAAUCUUGUUGAAUUCCAAGGAUGAGCUAAUCCAAAGGCUCCGUGGUAAACACACGGAAGACUUUUCUAUAAAUGAAAUAUUUUCCAGUGCUAUUGAGGCUGUGCUCAAGCAUGCAUCUAAAGUUGUGGAGUUAAAAGACCAAAAAAGCAUUCAAGCUAUGCUCAACAAAAAUCAUAUCUAUCGUUCAGUCAUUCAUAAGCUAAUAGAUUACAAUUUGGAACAUGAAAAUAAUUUCCUAUCAAAAUCUUUAAUUUACCAGGCAUUUUGUAAUGGAUUUAGCACUACAAGUGCAGUAAAAAUUUUUGGUAGCUUGUUUAUUCAGAUUGUAGAACGUGGAAUAUACAAAUGCCCUUUAUAUGUUCGCGAAUUGAAAGUUGAUGAAUAUAGCAAUAUUCUUUCGAAUUUAUUUGAAAUAACAAUUCCUGGUGAUGAGAUUCUUCGUUUUGAAGUACUCAGCUGUAUAGUUAAAACUAUCGAAUUAGCCGUUCAGCAUGUACAUAUACAAGAUGAAAUCGUAGAUUACUUUCCGGAAAUAAUGCCUUUUGCACGAAGAGCCAAUGAAGAUCGUAAAAAGUCAGAUGUUAUCAAAUUAUAUUAUGCUUUUAUAUCACAGGUAACUAAAGCAAAUAUUUUGAUAAAUGAUGUGCUAUUUUGUUGCGCUUUUAUUUCUCAGUUAUCUAUAGAUUAUCAUCAUACGAUAUGCGAGUCCCUACAGGAUGUAUUACCCAUUUUGUGUGAUAUGUAUAAUUUACAAUUGAAGCCAGAAGUUAAAGAAAAAUUUUGCAUAUCAAUAUACUUAUCUAUACAUGCCAUAUACCCAAAUAUUAAUAAUGGUAGUUUUAAAACAAUAAAAAUUAACAUUAAAGACAGUUGGCCGAAGACUCUGAACAAAUUAAAGUCUAUAGUGGAAUUGGAAAUAAGAGAAAGAAGGGCAACAAUUCAAAGGGCAUAUCAAAGUGAGCGUGAAAAAUUUAUGGAGAACUUUAUUGAAAUGGCCAGCGAUAUUGUAUAUGUGAUAUUUUGGCACAUUAAUUCAAAUACCGACGUUGCGGGGUUGGAUGAACCUUUGAAAAAAGUCUCAAAAAUUUCGGACAAUUUAGAGAUUAUUUUGCGGCUUAUUCAGAAUGACAAAACUAUUAACGAAACGUGGUUUGCAAUCCUGGCUGUCCUCCUUAGUAAUCAAAGAAAUAUUAUUAACGUAUCAAAUUACCAAGAGCUGCUUCAAUUUGUUUCAAAAGUUUUAAAUAUUUCGGCGAAUGCUGUGAUCUGGCGAAGUAUACGACGUAGUCUUAUAGCGAUCUUAAAAUUCGAAGACUAUAUGUCGUCAAGCAAUGACAAAAUUUACAUAAGUUAUAGUGAGGAAACGUGGAAAAAAAUAACAAAUUUCUUAAUAUCUGAGUCCUCCGAAAAUAGUGAUAUUAUAAUAGAGAAACAAAUAUUGCUACAAGAAUUAAUAAAACACGGAAAAUUUUCGUUCGAAUCAAGUAACAAUCUGAUUCAAUCUAUUAUUAGUAAUAGUAUUUUAAGGCGAUCUGAAGCUUUUGAAACUAUUCGUCAAAUAUUGAUACAUUCAGAUAUUUGUGGUAUAGAUAAAAACUCCAACAUCAUUGAAAAAAUUAUAAUCUGGGCUUAUGAAGUGAAUGAGAAAAUAAAUGCUAGAAGUAUGCUAUUAAAUAUUUCCCCCGUCGAUAUUACACUUAUAAAUGAUACCUGCGCUAUUGCUGUCAUAAAUUUCUUAAAUGAACGCAAAAUAUUUCCAAAAACAUCAUGUGGAGAUGAAAUUCAAAUGCAUUUCACUAAUUUAAACAUGCUUCAAUAUAAAUAUAAUAUAAAGUUUCUGUGCUUGGAGGAACAUGCUAAAACUCUAAAAUCAAACCAAAAUGGGGCUGAUGCAGAUGUCAUUUCUCCAAAAGAACUCAGCAAUUGCUUAUUUCAGAAUACUUAUGAGCUGCUGAUGCGUACUUUGAAUGUAAAAAUUUCAAAACAAACGACAUGUGUUAGUAUCGUUUCGGAUAUGACAUCACUAAAUAAAUUGGCAGAUCUAAUGAAAACAUUUGUGCAUUAUGGAGUAUUUACUAACCAGAAUUUAACGCAAUGCCCGCUAAUUAAACGCAUUGGAUUUUAUCUUAGUCAUAUGGAGUUUCAAUUAAAAAUCAAUGAUCCAAGAAGUAUAGAGCGAACCGAAUUAUUAGAAAUUUUGCAAUAUUUGGAAUCAUUUAUAACAACUUUUACCUCCAGUGUGGUAUUAACUCAGUUUUUGGAGACGCAACCAUUGGAAGAGUUGAUAAACUUUUUAGGAGCAAGUUUGUCACAUAGCGCUUCCCAACAUUUACAAAGUAAGGUCAGCGACUGGGCGGAAAUUCGCCUAAUAUCGCUACGUAUUCUGGCUGAACUAUGUGCUAGUAACACUUACCAAAAAUAUGCAUUUCAUCACAUAUCACGAUAUGUUUUCAAUAUUCGCCAUGAUUUAGACAUUCUUCUUCCAUUGAUAAAAAUAUUUUGUAAGAGGACAAGAGGCAAUGUAGCAGAAAACUUACCAAUUGGCGAGUGGUUCGUAGAUAAAUUAAAAUUAAUUUUUAAGUUAUAUUAUAUGGAUCUUAAAAUCAUCGAGAGAUUGGUUGCCAUGCUUGCAGAGAUUUUCGAAUAUGUUUACUCAAUCAAUGAAUUAUUGGAUACCAUGUUCGUGGCAUUAACAUCAUUACUGAAAAUAGCAUACAAAAAAAACUAUCCCGUAAAAAUAACAAGCAAUUUAAUAGAUAGUGUACGCCUGAUUUCAAAAAAUUGUGAAGGGAUUUGGAUGAAGGAUGACUUCAUUUGCAUUUGUAUAUCUUUGAUGAAGUUUUUAUCCUUUCCGUCGCUACAAAUUCAAUUCUCAGUGAUUAGCACGAUAACCUCAUUAAUGGAUACUGGUUGGCUGAAAAGUUCUGCCACAACAUUUCAUAUUAAUGAGCACCAUAAUAUGUGUGAACAGUUGUUUUCUGCAAUCAAUUGGAAAGAUUUAUUGGACACUUCAACAGAUUUAGCACAAAAUCGUAACUCAGUAGUGAUGCAACUCUUAGUGGCUCUAUUUGCUUUUAGUUCACAUUACCAGAAAAGUGCUUUAAAUAAAUUGGAGAAUUUAUAUGCCACAAGGAAAUUAUCGGAAGAGGACUUCUGCGAGUUUGUGCAGGUCUCUUAUUUUUUCGGAUGUUCACAGUCUCAGUUAAUAAAACCUUAUAUAAAUGAUUUAAUUACAUCAUGGAUAUCUAAAGAGUGGCCUAUUUCAAAAUUUCCGUAUUUCUUUUGUUAUUCAAACAAAGAUGAAUUCAUUAUGGAUAAUAUUUCAAUAAUUGCCGCGUGUAUGCUACUAUAUAUUCCCAAUGCAGAUUUAAAAAAACUAAAUAAAUACGCAACUGACGAAGAACUUAUAAAGAAAGCACUUCCAAUUUUAGAGGCAUACAUGCUGCCGCAUAAGGCGUUAUGUCCGGAGUCCCAAACCCAAAACUACAAGAAAUAUAUUAGUGUGUUAAAUGAAAAUAUGCAACGAUUGGGAUGGAAAUUACCACCGUCAAGAAUUAUUCAUUGGAAAACAAUACAUUUUUGUUGUAGUAUUUUAAAAGUUGAUAGUCUCUCUACGACAUCCUUUGAGUUUCCAACGUUACAUGGCACAUCAUCCUGGUAUCACUUAAAUUACGAAUCUCUUAAACAAUCUUUAAAAUUAUAUCUGAUUGAUCAUAAUAUAGAUGAAAGCAAAACGAAAACGUUGUUUUCUCCACUUUGUAAUCAUCCCCUUCAGUUCUUAAAGGUUCUUGGUGCUCUUAAAGCAGACGUAUACGCAUGUAUAUUUUCUAAUGAGAGAAUCUCAUGCUUUUAUAAAUAUUGCACAGCAGUUGAUAUGAUUAUUGAUUCGAUUCCAACACAUAUUACUUCGACAAGAGAGAAAAAUAUUGCUGAGUACUUUGUUCGUGAUGUGAUUUUAUUUUUAUCUCAAUGUCUUCAGACAGUUCGAUACCCCGAGUUGCAAUUGACGGGACUUCUUUUUUUGCAAUGCCUUUUCCAAAAGUCUUUUAUAUCAAUCGGUGGAGGUAAAGAAGUGAUUAAUAAUCACUUGAAUGUGAUAACAAAAAGCUUGGUAGCCAUCGCUGAAACUGAUUCCUUUGAAAAAUCAAAAUUAUCUAUGAAAAUAUUACACCGUUUAAUUACCGAUUUUAGCGAGAAUACUGUGAUUUUCACCCAACUACCGGCUACAGAGAACUUCAUGGAACUAUGUGAAAUCCAAAGCAAUAAAUCAGCUUCUCCGAACAAUAUUAAAGAUUUCCUAGACAUUUUGGAAUCUUCAAUUUUAAACCAAAAAUGCAGUAACGAUACUUUAGGAACAUUAAGACAAUAUAUAAUCAAAUUUAAAGAUAAUAUAUGCACAAAUGAUCAGCAUUUUUGUGAUUUGAUCCGUCGAUUAUUGGAAGUUGUCUGCAAUGCUCACAAUAAAUAUUUACGUCUGGAGGCAGCGAAAUGUCUUGGGGAAAUUGGCUCCCUAGAAAUAGCAAAUACUUUUUACUAUUUUGAAAAGAAUUCAUACUUUUAUGACAACAUUACCAGUUCAAUGGACAGUAACGAACUCUUUUCGGUAAGCGUUGCCAAAGUAUUGGACAAAAUAUUGACACAGUUCAAUACAAAUACCUACGAAGCAUUAUUUAGAGUAACAAUUGAGUUAAUUAAUUCGAAAUGCACAAAAUCUAUUAUAGGACUGUACCCAUAUUUGGCAAUUUUUGAAAGUUCUAAGAAGGCAAAUCAGGAGUGGGAUCCAAGUUUUGGCAUCGAACCUGUGGAUUGGCUAUGCAUUUUAAAUUCAACAGAGACACUAGAGUGGGAUACAUGGAUUUGUGUGUUUGUUAGUAAAGUACUUAAAAGUUGCGGUUGGACAGCACUCUGCAACUUGGUUUCUCGAGAUAUAUAUUUGGCAAAUGAAAUACUUUUGCCUUUUAUUACACUUUUAAUGUCCAAUAAAGGGCGACAUAUAGAUAGUAUUAUGUCAAUGCUCGCUCAUUAUUUCCAAACGUUGAAUAUGGUUCUUCGAAAGGGCGAAACCCAUCAGAUUGGAACUCAUGAGAUUUAUAAAGACAAGCGAAUAAUAAAAGUAUUUCUAAAAAUAUGUGAAUGCAUUCGUUUACAUAAUGAGUGUUCUGUGCCAAUGAAUUUGCUGUAUGUUGCUAAAGCAAGUAACCAUUGCCAGGCGUUCUUUAUGACAAUUAUGUAUACUGAAUUAUGGGCACUGUCAGAGAGCACGUCGAAUGAUAAUCAGUCCAAAGUAGAGGAGCAUUUCAAAAAUCCAGCAUUUCAGGAAGUAGCAAUUAAGGCUUAUAAAUCCAUUGGUUGUUACGAUGCCAUAUCUGGGUUUCUCUCCCCCUUAAAUUCUCGUCUGGAAUUUUUAAAUUUAAACAACGACUGGUCCGAAAUGUUACUUCAAAACUCAUUUAAGAAUACAUCGUCUAAUACACUUUGUACUACAGCAUUAAAACGAAACGGUAUUUUAUGUCUGGCUGAUCUGGGCAAUAAAGAUACUGCUGAUUCUGUGGACUAUGAAGUAUGUUGGAGACUAUGUCAAUGGGAUACGCCCGUAGAAGGGCAUUUGAAAGUGAAUGUUGAAAAUGAUCCUGAAUUGGAAUUUAAGAAGCAUCAUUUCAAUUCUUUAAAAUGUCUGUAUAAUCGUGAACAACACAAUUGCUUAGCGGCCAUCGCAAACGCUCGACAAUGCGUAAUUAACAGUUUGAUGGGAAUAAGCACCGAAUGUCUUCAAAGUGUUUACAAAUAUCUAACUUGGUUACACAUACUUCAGCAGACUGAGGAUUUUUGUCAAGUCCAGUUUGUUUCCGAAGUAGAUAUUAAAUCGAUAUUUUCAAAGUGGCAGUUGGAAAAUAAAUUAAAGUAUGGAAACUUUUAUUGCAAAGAACUUGUACUGUCGCACCAGAUAACUCUAUUUAGCACAGCUGGAGUCCGUGGUCAAAGAAGGAUAACUGAUUUUUUCAAAUAUAGCCCGACCGAAACUGGUUUACUAAAUAUCAUUAGAGAGUGCCAAAAAUCAGGUGAAAUUAAUUUGGCGAAACGUAAUAUAUUAACCCUUAGAGAAGCAGAAAUUACAAACGAACACGUAAAGCUUAAUUUAUUACUUGAAGAUGCAGAAAUUUCUUUUCGAUGCGGUAGUAUUGAAAUAUCUGAAUCAUUGUUAAAGCAUACAUUGACGCAUAAAGACCUAGGCGCUUGCCCACAACAAGCACGUGCUCUCCGAAUGUACGGAGAAUUUCUCUUGGAGACUAAUUCGCAAAGUUUUGAAUACGUUCUAGAAAAAAUGUUUAAUAGAUCUAUGAUUUACCUAGAGAAGAUAUUAAAAUCUCAAAAACACAGUGCUAAUGACGAAUUAAGUUUUUUGUAUUUAGGAGAUCUAAAACCAGCUGAAUUUGAAAAGGAAAACCGAAAAGAAGCCUAUCAAUUAAUAGCGAAAUAUGCCGAUCGUGAAUACAUGCAAUCGAAUGCGUACAUCAAUUCUGAUGAAUUUAAACUGAAAUGUCAAAUCAUACAACAAAACAGACAAACAGCGGAUUCAAUUGGUCGACAACACAAAGAUCGUGAUAUUAACCACGGUGUAAUCAUAAUGAAAAAGUAUGCAAAUUUGGAUGAAACGGAAAUAAAAUUUAUUGAGGAGAAACGCACAAAUAACUUGUGUAUUGCUGUUAAGAAUUAUAUAAAAUUUUGUGAAAUUGAUUCUGGAUUUUCUAAUGCUGCAAUAUAUAGGAUAAUAUCAUUGUGGUUCGCCAAUAAGCAAGAUCAAGCAUUGUAUAAAGAAAUAAAGGAUAAUGUGAAUAUAAUUCCUUCAUAUAAGUUUAUUUGCGCUUUGAAUCAGAUUACCGCUAGAUUAAAUACGAAACUCGUGGAUUUUAUUACAAUCAUUAAAGAAAUACUGGUUAACUGCUUACAAGAUCAUCCACAUCACACACUUUACCAGUUGUAUCCACUAAUUUUUGAUGAUACAGGCGGAAAAACAAAUAAAAGUCGUUCGACCAUUGCAGCCGAAAUAAUUACAAAAGGGCGAAACUCGUCAAAUGCACAACCCGCAAAACAGUUGGCAAUGAUGUUUCCUGCUUUAAUUAAGUUCGCAGAUACUGACUGUGGAAAGGGCCCCACUAUGUCGUUAUGUGAUAAAUUAAAACGAAUGCAAUGCUUAGACGCUGUUCAUUGCCCGACAAUUGAACUUCCAGUAUUACCUAAUAAGGAUUACACAAUAAUAAGUAUUGUACGGUGGGAAGAAAGCGUGUCACUGGUAGGGGGUAUAAACGCUCCAAAAAAACUCAAGUGUUUAUGUUCUGAUGGAAAAUCACGGCCUCAACUCUUAAAAGGUCGAGAUGAUUUACGUCAAGACGCAGUAAUGCAGCAAUAUUUUUCACUGAUGAACACACUAUUGUGCUACGAUCCGAAAACAAGCGAACGGAAAAUUAAUAUUCGCACUUAUAAAGUUGUACCGCUCUCAAUGAGAAGUGGGAUAUUAGAGUGGUGUGAAAAUACUGUACCGAUCGGUGUGUAUUUGGGUAGUGGAAGCGACAAAGCUGGCGCACAUCAGAAAUAUCGGCCUGUUGAUAUCACACCUUAUAAGUGCCGUCAAAUAUCUAUGCAACAUCUUAAAUCCGACAUACAAAAGCGACUGUCAAUUUACGAGCAAAUUUGCGCACAAAUAAAGCCAGUUUUCCAUUAUUUUCUGCUGGAGAAAUUUGUAGUUCCAGGCAUUUGGUUUGAACGACGCCUGGCUUACACCAACAGGUCACUUUUUGUUAAUAAUAAAAUUAUAAAUGUAUUAACUUUUAUAUAUUUUCAAUAUAGCCUGGCUGUGAAUUCCAUGGUUGGCUUUGUAGUUGGUCUAGGCGAUCGACAUACUCAAAAUAUAUUGAUUGAUGAGAAAACUGCGGAAGUGAUUCAUAUCGAUUUCGGAAUUGCUUUUGAGCAAGGAAAAAUAAUGCCAACCCCAGAAACUGUACCUUUUCGCCUAACCAGAGAUAUGGUUGCGCCAAUGGGCAUUUGUGAAACAGGUGGGGUAUUUAAAAAAGCAUGCCAAUCAACACUGGAAGUUUUGCGAAAAAAUCAUUCCGUAAUAAUUACAAUUCUUGAAGUUUUACUAUAUGAUCCGCUAUAUAUUUGGAAGGUAGUGCCAACACCCACUGGAUCUAAAGAUGAUGAGAAAAAUCUAACUGCACAACGUGCUCUUUUAUGUGUUCAGCAUAAGUUAGAAGGAAGGUUAAGUAACAUCACAGGUACCGUCAAUACUGAUAUUCAAGUGCAAAGAUUAAUAAAUGACGCUGUUUCUAAACAAAAUCUUUGUCGUCUAUACCCUGGAUGGGAUCCGUAUUUAUAGAUACAAUUAAAUAUAUUUUAUUUAAUCAUUGUUUAUUGAUGUUUGUUUAUCGCACAUAUUUUAUAAUAAAAAUUUAAUUUGAACUCACAAUA